UUGUUUCAGAUUAAAUUUGACGUUCAGGGUCAAGAGGUAAUCAUUCCUCUGUCAGAAGAAGACAGUAGUGAAGAGCUGGAGCCCACAUCAUGUGAAACUACCAAGAGAGUGCUGGCAGCGAAAGACAGUGGUCUGAUAUCAGAUGAGGCGUAUCAUGAGUUACGAAUGUCCUUGCCAGAAGACCAGCGUUUUGCCUUACCGUCCAGUGCGUUAAUUAUAUUGGAUUAAUAGGCAUUUAGAGGUUAAUCUAUUUCGUUUAAAUUUCUCGAAGUGCCGUAACGUAGUCGUUAAUGUGCAAAGCGUGCGCACUAGAGCAUUGUUUACAGUGGAUUUCGAUCAGUGCUGUAAAACAAGAAAGAAACAAGCAGAAUGAAAUUGUUAAUAUUGAAUAUUGA
This is a messenger RNA of Porites evermanni, 395 nucleotides long. NCBI's taxonomy places the organism in Eukaryota, Metazoa, Cnidaria, Anthozoa, Scleractinia, Poritidae. The record is from the annotation of a GenBank genome assembly.